GCCGGCGCGGUUGUUUUUGUUUGUUUAUUUCCCUCCCCCACGAAAAGAUGCCGCGGUCUCCGUCACCCCGGUCGCCGUCGACGCUGUCGUCGCAGAGCAACCAGUCAUGGCGAGACAGGAGCCAGCCCUCCCUGGAGGACCGCAUGGCGCUAACGCGGUCCUGGGUGACGGCGCCUUCCGUCACCUUCUCGCUCCUCCGCGCCGGCGGCCCGGACGAGCGGUCCCCGCGGGGACAGGAGGAGGAAGUCAGCGAGGAGGAGGAAGAGGAGGAGGAGGAGUCCACCGAGUCGGAUCUCGAGCCGGAGCUCAUGGAGGAGGACGUGUUCGACGGUAUGUUGAACGAAGCUACAAUUGCAGAAGCCCUGCACACCUUAGGGCGUUCCGCCUCCGGCAUGGAGCGUGUCUACCUUCACCUGUCACUUUCGGACCGUCUUUUGAGUGACGUCCACGUACUUUCCAAAUACGUUCAUCUCGAAAAGCUCGAUCUUUCCUACAAUAAAAUCAGUGAUCUCUCUUUCAUCAGUUACAUGCCUUACCUGUUAGAAUUGGAUGUCUCCCAUAAUGCACUAACCACCUAUUUUGACUUCAGGCCACCCAAGAACCUCCAGGUGGCUAAUUUUUCCUACAAUGAUAUUCCUGAAAUGAAAGACCUUUCCGAUUAUCAGUCCCUCAAAACGCUCAUACUGGACAGUAUCCUUUUUUAA
Molecule: messenger RNA, 704 nt
Organism: Pseudonaja textilis
Lineage: Eukaryota; Metazoa; Chordata; Lepidosauria; Squamata; Elapidae
Source: RefSeq, a predicted model, not a curated record